GUGACGUCAGAUCGCCCCCGCCCGCCGCGCAGCUUCCCCGAGCAAGACCAAAACAGCUGGAAUCCGGGCUGGAGCCGCAAGUCCGGCGGCGCGGGUGGCGGCACGUCCCUUCAGACAGCACCACAGGCACCUGGAGUACCGGCAUCGGUCGCUUUGGCCCCCGAGUGUCCGUCAGAGCCUAGGGGAGCCCGCCCUCCCGCGCCUCGUCGUGGCCCGGCCAGGCACCUCGGCCGCCGGCGCACGGACGCGGGCACGGAGCAGUAGAUCCCGGCUGCUGGACCUCGGCACGUUGACAAGAUUUCUCUGGGGUACCGCGGAGGAUUACUUUGAAUUUCGGUGGCCGCCUGUGGUCUGGAAUAUUUAGGUCUUAAGUCUAUUAUUUCGGGCACCAUGACUUUGAGGCUUUUAGAAGACUGGUGCAGGGGGAUGGACAUGAACCCUCGGAAAGCGCUAUUGAUUGCCGGCAUCUCCCAGAGCUGCAGUGUGGCAGAAAUCGAGGAGGCUCUGCAGGCUGGUUUAGCUCCCUUGGGGGAGUACAGACUGCUUGGAAGGAUGUUCAGGAGGGAUGAGAACAGGAAAGUAGCCUUAGUAGGGCUUACUGCGGAGACUAGUCACGCACUCGUCCCUAAGGAGAUACCGGGAAAAGGGGGUAUCUGGAGAGUGAUCUUUAAGCCCCCUGACCCAGAUAAUACAUUUUUAAGCAGAUUAAAUGAAUUUUUAGCGGGAGAGGGCAUGACAGUGGGUGAGUUGACCAGAGCUCUGGGACAUGAAAAUGGCUCCUUAGACCCAGAGCAGGGCAUGAUCCCAGAAAUGUGGGCCCCUAUGUUGGCACAGGCAUUAGAGGCUCUUCAGCCUGCCCUGCAAUGCUUCAAGUAUAAAAAGCUGAGAGUGUUCUCGGGCAGGGAGUCUCCAGAACCAGGAGAAGAAGAAUUUGGACGCUGGAUGUUUCAUACUACUCAGAUGAUAAAGGCGUGGCAGGUGCCAGAUGUAGAGAAGAGAAGGCGAUUGCUAGAGAGCCUUCGAGGCCCAGCACUUGAUGUUAUUCGUGUCCUCAAGAUAAACAAUCCUUUAAUUACUGUCGAUGAAUGUCUGCAGGCUCUUGAGGAGGUAUUUGGGGUUACAGAUAAUCCUAGGGAGUUGCAGGUCAAAUAUCUAACCACUUACCAGAAGGAUGAGGAAAAGUUGUCGGCUUAUGUACUAAGGCUGGAGCCUUUGUUACAGAAGCUGGUACAGAGAGGAGCAAUUGAGAGAGAUGCUGUGAAUCAGGCCCGCCUAGACCAAGUCAUUGCUGGGGCAGUUCACAAAACAAUUCGCAAAGAGCUUAAUCUGCCAGAGGAUGGCCCAGCCCCUGGUUUCUUGCAGUUAUUGGUACUAAUAAAGGAUUAUGAGGCAGCUGAAGAGGAGGAGGCCCUUCUCCAGGCAGUAUUGGAAGGUAAUUUCACCUGAGUCUCAGGGAACCACGAAGGGAUAUGGCAAUGAGUAGAGCAUGAAGGUAGAACAGUCUAUAUACUCUUGUGACACAUACAGUCCCUACCUUGUGCUGCCAAGUAACUCAUUUUUGUGCAAUUCUCAGUAUAAGCCCUUUGUCGUUUCUAUGCCUAUUUAAAGUCUCCUAAAGGUGUAAUUGACUAGGAAGGAUGUAGUUCUACACUGCCAUUUACCUAUUUAAAUUCAUCCUUGUGAAUAUCUUUGUUGUUGUUGUUGAGACAGAGUCUCGUUCUGUCACCCAGGCUGGAGUGCAGUGGUGCCAUCUUGGCUUACUGCACCCUCCGCCUUCCAGGUUUAAGCUAUUCUCCUGCCUCAGUCUCCCAAGUAGCUGGGACUACAGGCAUGUGCCACCACGCCCAGCUAAGUUUUGCAUUAUCAGUAGAGACGGGGUUUCACCAUUUUGGCCAGGCUUGGUGACAAAUGAGAUAUGGUGAUCAAUGAGAUAUGCUGACCAGAUCUCAUUGAAAUAUCAGCUUGUUUGGUACUAGGUGCAAGUGUAGCAUGUCACAUGUGACCAUGUUGGAUCAUUGACAAUUUUUAGGUAUGUAUUGACCUACAUUUAUGAUGAAGAUCCUGAGCGGAGGUUAAGAUAUUAAGUUGUUUUCUGUAUGAAUCAGAAUUAUAUUGAUUCUGUGCAAUCAAAACAAAAGGCAGAAUAGAAUGCUGAGAUUGGUUAAGUUUGCAAUGACCAUCUUGAACCACAGAUUUCUGCUAUGUAUGUCAUCAAAACAUCUAGUUCUGAGUAACAUUUUCACGAUUGUUAUAAAAUGAUAGGUGUGAACUUCUAAAAUAAAGGAAUGCUAACAAAAUGA
Messenger RNA from Nomascus leucogenys (northern white-cheeked gibbon), 2300 nucleotides. It is a transcript of the gene MOAP1, whose product is annotated as modulator of apoptosis 1. Gene Ontology annotation, biological process: regulation of apoptotic process. The record is from RefSeq and is a predicted model, not a curated record. Lineage: Eukaryota; Metazoa; Chordata; Mammalia; Primates; Hylobatidae.